Molecule: messenger RNA, 2850 nt
Organism: Zychaea mexicana
Lineage: Eukaryota; Fungi; Mucoromycota; Mucoromycetes; Mucorales; Lichtheimiaceae
Product: fungal-specific transcription factor domain-containing protein
Exons: 5
Coding region: 240-2612 (790 amino acids)
Biological process (GO): DNA-templated transcription; regulation of DNA-templated transcription
Cellular component (GO): nucleus
Molecular function (GO): zinc ion binding; DNA binding; DNA-binding transcription factor activity, RNA polymerase II-specific
Source: RefSeq, a predicted model, not a curated record
CACUGUACCGUCCUCAUCAUACCAGAGGAUCUCCACGUAAACUGGGACACAUCCAAGCCUCCCGCAAGCCGGUUAAAGGUAUAUGCAGCCUUUUGAUCCCCAUCUCUUUAAGCGAUCUGGCAGCAUCUUCGGCACAACCUUUUUCCAAUUUUCAGGAAAGAAAAAGAGAAGGCCCGUUUUAGGUUUUUACGUUUCUUUCUGUGUUCUGAUACUUACCAAAAAACGACUGACGAUAAAGAAUGGCAGACGAGAACCACUCAGCGAAACGACAACGUGUCAGUAAAGCUUGUGACCAAUGUCGACGUAAAAAAGUCAAAUGCGACGGUACGCUUCCCCAGUGUAGCAACUGCAAGACAGUAGGCCUUGAAUGCAAAUACAAUGAAACAAACAAAAAGCGAGGCCCACCCAAAGGUUAUAUUGAGGCGAUUGAAGGUCGGUUACAACGACUCGAAGCUUUGCUUAGCAGUGUAGUGCAGGAAGACGACCCACGAUCACAGGCCAUCAUGGCAGAACUCAAUGCACCACUUCAUACACCUUACGGAGAGCUAGUCCGACCUCGUCUUUUGGGACGAGGAUUCAACGAACCAGAACAGCCUUCGGUAUCAGGACCAUCGACGCCGAGCAGCACGGCGAGUAGUCCUAUCGCGCCACGACAUCAACAACCAUCACAACAUCAGCAACAACAGCGGACUCAGCAGGCUCUAAAUGAAAACAACGACACUUUGGGAAGUCAGUACACUGACGGAAAUAGUCCAGUGCGCUACUACGGCAAGUCAUCUGGCUACUAUAUGCUUCGUGAUAGCAAAAACUAUCGUGAUGGCGUGUUUCGCUUUAACUCGCAAGGUUACUGCAAAGGCUCCAACAACGACCGCCUUACGUCUGUGAAAGCACUGCUCUCCUUGAACCCUUACGAAUUGCCACCAAAAGACCUGUCGAAGCACCUGAUCGACUUAUACUUUGAACACUACUACCCGUUCCUGCCAAUCCUACACAAGAACUCGUUCCUCGCAUCCUUGGACAGCCAGGAUAGCUCAGUGCAGCCAGCAGCGCCGCUCUUGCUCAACUCAAUCUACGCGCUGGCUUCGCGUAUCUCACCUGAUCCGCGGGUGCGCGCUGAUCCGAACUUGCCAGACACAGCUGGUGAUAUUUUCUUCGAGCGAGCGCGACUAUUGCUGGACAAUGAAUGGGAGAAUUUUACUGUAUCAACGGUGCAGUCACUCAUCUUGCUGAGUAGCCAUCAGACAGGUGCCAUGAAAACGGUUCGUGGAUGGUUGUACAGUGGAUUGGCAUUUCGAAUGCUUCAGAAUUUGGGCUUGAACAGAAACUGUGACAAGUGGAAAAUGUCUGAUAUCGAAAAGGAGAACCGGAAACGAAGCUUCUUUUGCUGCUUUGUGGUGGAUCGAUUAGCAUGCGCGAUGUUUGGUCGAACACCCAUUAUUGACGAACGCGACUACGACACACCCUUCCCCACUGCGAUUGAUGAAGACGAUCCGAGCGUCAUCGACAAUUUUCACCAACUUAUCAAACUUUGCGGGACGUUGGGUUCCGUUCUUCGACAACUCUAUACGGUAUACGGGCGCCAUCAGCUUUCAGUCAUGGCAACACCAGAUCGUGUUAUAUCCGCGCUCGAUAAGGAACUGAAUGGAUGGAUGGCGAAACUCCCUCUAUCAGUACUGUAUCGCCCACCGAAUACGCGUGCAGGCGAUCGAGCACCUGCACCAUCGCUGGAACGAUGUCAGCUUCACAUGCUCUUCUACACAACACUUAUCCUGUUACAUCGGCUGUUUAUCCCGGGACGAUGCCAUUCGGUGACACCAUCCGUAUUCCCAGCUGGUGCUAUUUGCACCUAUGCAGCCAACAAAAUACUUGACAUUUCAAUAUCACUGAUGGAAGAAGAACGGCUGAACCACGUCAAUUGCUACGCACUCUAUUUUAUGUUUACCGCUGGAACGAUCUUUAUCAACGACGCAUCCUCCCCGGACAGCAAUGCUGCGCUAGAGGCUAAAAUUAACGUCAACAGAAUCAUGCGAGCAAUGGAACAGGUCGAGACGACGUGGAAGACAUCGGCACGACAUUCCAAUAUCUUGGGUGAAUUGGCUGGAUUGCGUGACAUCAAUCUGGAAGAAGGCGCAGGAGCACAGGAGGACAGGCAGCUACAACGGCAACAACAGCAACAACAGGUCCUAGCUACUCCUGCUGCAAUUGCUGUACCGACCUCGCCCAUCCUUGGCCCUGCUGCUGCUCCUAGUAGGAGUAUGCCGUCAUCAUCCACUGCACCAUCAUAUAGUACGGCUCCUGUUUCUAGUACUGCAGCACCUGCACCCUACCAAAGUACUACGUCUUACAGUGAUACCAAGCUGCCGGAAACACCUGUAUCUAUAGCAACAUCCACAGCAACACCAAAGCAGUCGUUUGAUUAUGAAUUUCCGUUUGUCAACGCGUAUGAUUCGGCUUCAGCAGAACAAAAGGACAAACUACACCAGUUCGAUCCAAACAAUAUGGCAUUCUGGGGAGUACCAACAUCCUUUGAUGUGGAGGAAUGGAACAAUUAUUUGAACAACCAAAACUUUCAGCAGCCACCUGAAGACGGCUUACGUGUUUUACCAGAAUAGUUUUCUUAACAAUUAGUAGCUAUAUCGUCAGUAUUUCUAACAUCUUACACAUUCACAUUGUUUUUUAACAUCAUUAUUUUGCGAAAAAAAAACAUCUAUUCAAAUUCACACACACACACAUACUCGAUUACAUUAACACUUUAAAGUCCCAUCGCUUAUUAUGCAUAUGUAGUACUUUAUUACUCUUCAACUUUUUACAAUUUAACAAUAUAGCAGCGCUAGCAUCUUUUUGAGUUCC